CGCGUCACGUGGAACUGUUCUCUGCGUGUGUGUGUCCGCGCGCACCGCACAACAUCGCGAGGCGCGCGCGCUGACACAUGGAGCGUUGAAGUGGCGCUUGAAGAAGGUCUGUGUCUGCAGGUGCUCGCGCUCGCGCUGCGUCCUCUAAACAACAACAACAACAACAACAACAACAACAAUCUGCACGGGGAUCAAUUUAGAUAUUAUAGAUAUUUAUAUUUAAUUGAACACAAUGCGGAUUCUGACGUGCGUCGUCACGGUGCUCGUCCUGUUCCUGCACGUCAGCGCUCUAUCUAAGGUUUUCGGGGACUUGGAGCCGGUGAGGAUGACGUCGGAGGGCUCUGACUGCCGCUGCAAGUGCGUGAUGCGGCCGCUGAGCAUCGAGGCGUGCGCCAGGCUUCGAGACGGGACCCUCAAAGUGGACGAUUUUUACUCAGUGGAGACGGUGAGCUCAGGAUCGGACUGUAAAUGCUCGUGCACGGCGCCGCCCUCGUCCCUGAACCCCUGCGAAAAUGAAUGGAGGACAGAGAAACUGAGGAAGCAAGCACCUGAGCUGCUCAAGCUGCAUUCCAUGGUGGAUAUGCUGGAGGGGACAUUGUACAGUAUGGAUCUGAUGAAGGUUCAUGCGUACAUGAAUAAAGUGGUGGCUCAGAUGAACACACUGGAGGAGACGAUAAAAACGAACUUGAGCAGAGAGAACGACUUCAUCCGGGACAGCGUAAUGAACCUGUCCAAUCAGCUGAAGAAGUACGAGAACUACUCGGACAUCAUGGUGAGCAUUAAGAAGGAAAUCUCCAGCUUAGGAGGGCAGCUGAUGAAGAAAGACGUGACGGACGACAAGGCACAGGCGACCGACAGCAAGAAGGGCAAAGAGGUGGUAAAACCCUCCAACAAAAAGUCACCGGUGGUGAAACCUCCUCCAAAACCACCCAAAGAGAAGCCCAUCAAACCCAAAAAGGAGCCUCCGCCGCCCAAAAUGCCCAAACCUGCAAAACCAGAGCCGACCCCUAAGAGCAAAGCGGCGGGUCACCAGCCAGGGGUCAUCAGGGGCAUCACCUACUACAAAGCCACCAGGACGGACGAGUCAGAAAACACAGCCAAAACCCACACAGUCCACAAAAUCCAGGACAAGGGAGGUUCCGAACUUGUCUCGGAGGCCAUCGAGGGCACCACUUCUGCUUCGACAAAAACGACAAGGACGACGUCCACGACGACGACAACAACGACGACGACUGUUGCUCCGACGACAGUUGCCUCACGAACACAAACAACCACCAGGGAUGAGGAGCUUUUCACCAGGUCUUCUACCGUGUCAGAACCAGAGACGGAGAAACCCACCAUCACUGUCACACCAUCUCUGAAGAGCACAAAACCCAGCACUAACAACUCAGUGUACAUUAAACCUCUGGAGUGUGAGGGUACCAUUGCUUCUGUGGAGAUCCCAGAGAAGCACCACAGCUACGGGCGUAAUGAAGGCGCCUGGAUGAAGGACCCUGCAGCCAAGGACAACAGGAUCUACGUCACCAACUACUACUAUGGCAACAACCUUGUGGAGUUUCGCAACCUGGACAAUUUUAAGCAAGGUCGCUGGAGUAACCUCUACAAGCUUCCGUAUAACUGGAUAGGAACGGGUCACGUGGUCUACAAUGGUGCCUUUUACUACAACCGAGCCUUCACCAAGAACAUCAUCAAGUACGACCUGCGGAUGCGCUACGUGGCGGCGUGGACGCUCCUCCAUGACGUGGUCUACGAAGACACAACGCCGUGGAAGUGGCGCGGCCAUUCGGACAUUGACUUCGCCGUGGACGAGAGUGGACUCUGGGUGAUCUACCCGUCAAUGGACUAUGACUACUCGCAGCAGGAGAUGAUCAUCAUCAGCAAGUUGGACCCGAGUGACCUUUCCACCAAGAAGGAGACGACGUGGAGGACAGGCCUGAAGCGCAACACGUACGGAAACUGCUUCAUCGUGUGCGGCGUGUUGUAUGCCAUCGACGUGUACAACCAGAGAGAGGGCGAGGUGGCAUACGCCUAUGACACGCAUACCAACACCGAGGUGGUGCCGCGGCUCCCGUUCACCAACGAGUAUGCCUUCGUCACCCAGGUGGACUACAAUCCUAAAGAGAAGGUGCUUUAUUGCUGGGACAACGGACACCAGCUCACUUAUAACCUUCACUUCGUGGGCCAGUGAGGGGCUGCGAAAACCGUUCCACCUUUAAUUCAGGAAAUCUGACUUUUGUAAGAGAGAAAUAAAUAGAAAGAAAAUGAAGAUAACUGUAAAAGGGAAACCGACACUUUCUGACUUUGUGCCGACUAAAGCAAUGGUUAAAUCACGUAGCAGAAACGGCUUUAAACUUUUUUUUUUUUUUAACUUUAAACUUUAAA
This is a messenger RNA of Tachysurus fulvidraco (yellow catfish), 2382 nucleotides long. It is a transcript of the gene olfml2a, whose product is annotated as olfactomedin-like 2A. The transcript has 8 exons. Gene Ontology annotation, biological process: signal transduction. Lineage: Eukaryota; Metazoa; Chordata; Actinopteri; Siluriformes; Bagridae. The coding region runs from base 233 to 2188 and encodes 651 amino acids. The record is from RefSeq and is a predicted model, not a curated record.